AUGGCUCUCAUACCCGAAAAGAACGGGAACGGCGGAACCAUGGGACGGGCAACCUUUGUCAGUGAAGGAUAUGUCAUGCAACCGCGCAUCAACCAUCGCCGAGCCGAUGUGGGCUUGGAACCGCCCGCCGCAGACUCGUACGCCAAGGUCGCCAAGCGGAGCGCUUGCAUUGGCAGCGACUGCGACAAGGCUGUCGGCACGAACGUCACCAACCUCGCCAUCAUCCUUGGCGUCGUGAUCCCCGUCGUCGUGGCUGUUUUCGUGCUCCUCUUUCUGCACCGCAGGAACGUCAGGCGGCUGAGGAUGGAGGAUGCCAAGGACCCCAACGUCGGACUCGACUUUGGUCUCGACGAAGCCCCUGCAAAGGGCGGCAAACGCAAGAGCUUCAUGUUCGGCGGUGAAAAGACGACUCACAGGCCCGGCCAGCUCUCCAUGGACAUGAACCUGUCCUCGCCCUACCUGCUGCCUCCCAAUGCCCAUCAGUCGCAAGAGUCGCUCGCCCGCAACUUUGUGGGCUCCGAGGCGGAUCCUUACCGGACGGUCAAGGAGUACAUCAACAGCGAGACUGGCUCCAUCAGGUCCUACGGUGGCAGCAAGCGCGCCUCCGUCAUCACCAGCAGGUCGAUGGGGGCGCCUAUGAUGCCCCCGCCCCGCACGAACUCGAUGCCCAAGUCGCCUGCCACACCAGAUGACACCAAGAUCAACCCGUUUGCGACGCCCACGCAGCCUGAGCCCACACAUCAGAUGCCCGCCACGACAGACAUCAAGGACCCCAUUCGCUCGGUGCCGUCUAUUGUCCCGGAGAUUGGAACCGUCUCAUAUCCCGACGAGAAGACCCACGGUGGCCUCGACAUGCCCGAUGUCAAGCCGCCGCCGCCGGCGUUGUCUAGGGACUCUCCCCCGGAUUUCAACUCAAGCCUCGCCCGAUCAGACUCCCUGCACCUCCCGACAAACAUCGGGGUCGCCCACUCGGCUGACGAUGGCCUUCAUUUCACGUCGUCCCACGACCAAGACUCCGGCCUGGGUCUCAACUUCGACCUCCCCAAGAUCUCCUCGCCGCCUCUCGACCACCAUGCGACUGAAGCUCACGCUCUAGAGUACCCUCCAGGCCAGGCGCAGACGUAUGAUCACGCGGAUCACCCCGAGAUCCGGACGUCAGAGUACUACGACGAGUACGAGGAGGAGGCACGGGGUCGCGGGUUGGAGAGGCAACCUUCCGUUGAGUACCCUGUCCAACAGCAGAGCCUAGGCGUGCCGCAGCAGCAGUCCAAGCGACUUUCAGUAGGCUUCCGCCCGCUCCCUCCGGAUGAAGUCACAGAAUCCGAGGACCCCGAGUACCGGGCCAACCGAAUCCGAUCCUUUUACAAGGAAUACUUUGAAGACAGCAAAGAAGCUCCGCCGCCCUUGCCAACUCAACGCGGCGGCGGCCCAGCUGCCGAGUACUAUGAGGAUUAUGAUGCCGGCUACCUGGGAGACAUGGCGUACUACGACUCCGACCAUAAUACGUUCGUCAUGCCCUAUGCCCAGCCAGUCACGAGAAGAGCCAUGACUCCGCCCCCGGCACCGGGUCGUUUCCGAGGGGGCCCUGGAGGACCGCCCGGCCGAGGACCUCGUGGUCCUGGGUCAAUCGGAGGCAUGAGCCUUCCCGGAGGCCCGCGCCGCCCACGGGCUGGGUCCGCCUUCGGCCCGCGACCCGACUCUUCGGCCUCGGCCAGACUACGCGGACCCAAGAGGCACCUGCCGCCCCCUGCACCUUUGAACACGCUGCCCACACCCUCCAAGCUCAAGGACGACUCCUUUGCCUUGAUGAAUGCAAUCGACUUUGCGCCUCCUGAGUCGUUCAGCGACCGUGCCGUUGGUCGCAGCCAGAGCCCUCUCGGCGAGAGACGGCCCUAUCAGCCAAAGGUGCCGGUAGCUUCGCCGCUUGUCACGGCUUUCGAUGAGCUGCCGGCGCUCCCCAGUCCCCAUUUACUCCGCAAAUCGUCGACAUUCACCAACCUGGACUUUGCGCCCCCGAAGAAGUUCAAGGAUGCAGAGACAAGUAGUGACGCUGGCAGCAUCCGGAGCAACAGGAGCGGCAUAUCGGCGAUGCAGCUCGGAGCGCUCCGUGGCGGAGCAGGCCGUGUCAGUCGCCUGCCCGGGGACACAGUCUUCACCCAGGCGGCGCUGCCAGACACGCUCAAGCCGCAGUGGGGGAUGCGCCCUUGA
This is a messenger RNA of Purpureocillium lilacinum, 2208 nucleotides long. RefSeq lists its product as uncharacterized. The record is from RefSeq and is a predicted model, not a curated record. Lineage: Eukaryota; Fungi; Ascomycota; Sordariomycetes; Hypocreales; Ophiocordycipitaceae.